This is a messenger RNA of Oncorhynchus gorbuscha (pink salmon), 3410 nucleotides long. Its product is annotated as NF-kappa-B-repressing factor-like. The record is from RefSeq and is a predicted model, not a curated record. Gene Ontology annotation, molecular function: nucleic acid binding. The transcript is spliced from 3 exons. Gene Ontology annotation, cellular component: nucleolus; nucleoplasm. Lineage: Eukaryota; Metazoa; Chordata; Actinopteri; Salmoniformes; Salmonidae. Bases 373 to 2724 code for a protein of 783 amino acids.
UUUAGAGGGACAAAAAAAAGAGGGUUAUUAUGGGAGUAGCUACUGUAAAUUCACUUCGAGUGAAAUUCUGCAAUUGCUCAACACAUUUCUGAAUGCCACAUAACGACCAGUCUCAAUAUAGCUACCACUGCAGCAUUCGAGUCUAAUCAGCUAGCUAGCUGACAGCGAUGACCCCCCCCACCCGGAUGUUAUGGUGAUGACCGAAGCCUUUGCCGAAGCUGUUAGUUAGCUACGGACAUUCAAUACGCAUUGAACUUGCUAGCCUGCUAACUAUUUUUGAAAAACUGACAUCAAAAGGUACAAACAAAGAGACGUUGGACUUGGAACUUCGCAUAGAGGUAUGGAUCUGAUCUGAGGAGAGAGGUGCUGGAUAUGGCUGAAGGGAUUUACAUUGGCGAAAUGCACUCCUUUGACCUAGUUCCAAGUGCUGAAGCAAAAAAGAGACCCAAUUCAUCAGAUGGCAGAGAAGAGCCAAUGAGGAAGAUGCCGGUGUCUAAAUUUUGUUCCAGACCGCUGUUUGAGCCUGUGCACUUUGUUAGUGGUGGCAGCAAUGGUGGGUCUGGUAAUGACGAGAAGGAGAAUGACAAGGAACGCCGGAGGACUGAGGUGAACAGUUUGAGACAGAGGGACUCUGACCGUCCGUCUUAUGGCAGCAACCGAGUUCAGGGCUCCUCUGCAGCUAGACCAGCAUUUGACAGAGUUUCAUCAUACGGUUCUUCUUCUGACUCUUGGAGGGACAGAGAUGGACAAAGUGAUAGAGGGAGAGAUCGAGACAUACCCUCAGGUAGCACAAGUGGUUUAGGUUAUGGGAGCCGAGGAUCCACUUCAAAUUAUAUGACUAAAGUGCAGCAGGACUACUCAGACAGAUUUGAAGCCCAUAGCACUAGGCAGCCGGACUCAUACUCUCAGGCCCCUAGGUUUGAUGGAUAUGGAGGGGGCAGUCGAUCAGGGGGCUGGGGGGAUUCAGGACGCCAAGGACUUGGCUUCGGGCAUCAGGACAGAGGGAAUCAGGACAGACCCUCAUCUAGCAGGCCAUUCAGCAGAGUCUACAGUAGCCCAGGGAGGAGUAGCCCCUCAGUUUCUGGGUCUUCUUCACAACCCAUCCCCAUAUCUCAAGCCGUACUGGAUGAAAAGCAGAGGCUGAUCAAUAGUGUGGCAUCUGCCAUAGCUGUCACUUUAAGAGACCCCGCAUUCAUGUGUGGAGCUGAAUCUCCAAACUACAAUUUCAUGCUAAGCCGUAGCAUCCAGGCCUGUAAGACCAACCCAGAGUACAUUUAUGUCAACCUCAAAGAUAUCCCUCCAGCAGACCUACCCAAGAACAGGAAAGUACCAACUGAUGGCUAUGCGUGUGAGCUGAGAUGCCAGUGUGUUUACCUUGCUACUGGAUACUCUGGAAGCAAAAACGGGGCCAGGGACCGUGCUUCUGAGCAGGCUAUUAAGCUUUUCUUUAAACCGGUGGAGGUCCGUGUAGUGCAGCGCAAAUUCAAACACUCCUUGGUCAAUGAUAUUGUGGUCUGCCAGAUCAACUGUCCUACCCCUGCUUUUCUACCGGCACUGCGUAAUCCAGAGGAUAAGCCGACGCCUAGCUCCAAGGGGCAAUACGAGCCUGACAAACGCAAGCACUGGACCGAUUUUGUCAUUGUUGACAACGCUCAUGAUGCCAUCUGCAUUCUUAACAACUCUGCCGCCUUCAACCGCAUGAAGAUUGACUACAAGUUUGAUGUGGUUCCCAACAGCAGUGCAUGGCAAUGUAGCGUGUACCUGCAGGACGAGCUGGUGGCACAGGCCAAGGGAAGUAAGAAGACAUCUAAACAUACAGCAGCUGAAGAGGCAGUGAGGAAACUGCGCAUGAACCAGGCAGCCCGGCAGCAACAACAACCACAGCAGUUCUCCCGAGGGAACAAUCCCUCUGACCCAUCAGGUGGCCGUUUCGGUCACCAGGGUGGUAGGAAGAAACACUUGAGUGAGCUGGUCAUCCUAGAGAACUCAGACAAUGCCAUCUGCAUCAUUAAUGACACUGCCCAGUUCAACAAGGUAGCUGCCGAUUAUAAGUUCACAGUGCUACCAGAUCACCGCUGGAGGUGUGAGGUAUACCUGGAGGGUCAGUAUGUAGCGUCAGGCAUCGGACCCAAGAAAACAGUGAAGCACAUUGCAGCAGAGGAAGCCCUGGCCACACUCAGGCAGACACAGGCUGUGGUUAAAUCUAACCUCAGGAAGGAGGGUAAUGCUGACGCCCUCUCUCGCCACCAGAUUCUGACGCGCUCUGGUGAGGAGGCCUCGAGACAGGAGAUCAAAGAGGAUAACAUUGGGAAUCAGCUACUCCGCAAGAUGGGCUGGAAGGGUGGCGGAUUGGGCCGGGAAGGGGAGGGCAUCUCUGAACCCAUAAAGGUCAAAGAGCAGUUCUCCAGAGAAGGACUGGGUAUGGACAUGGACAAGUCUGGGAAUCAGCUCACCAAACGGAACAUUGAGGACAUCAUCCGUAACUAUGCCAGUUCAGACCGCCAGGAUGACCUGCGCUUCUCCACUGAACUCAACAAUGAUGAACGCAAGCAGAUCCACCAGAUAUCCCAGAAGUAUGGCCUGCGGAGUAAGUCAUAUGGCCAGGGCAGGCUGCGCUUCCUCAUCGUCAGUCGCAAAGUGCACAAAGACCAGCUCAUUGGCCAGCUCUUGCAGGAAGGGCAGGUGGGACGCUACGAGCUGGUGAAACCUCAGGCCUCACACUGACUGGAUGUAGUAUAGCUCCAACAAACUACCGAUGACCGAUACUUCAGAAAAAAAACAGGUGUGCCUGAUCUGGGCAAAGGUUGUACUUUUAUUGGGGAUGUUUCAAUCUUCUAGGCUUGUCUUUUGGGGAAAUACUUCAGUGUUUUCUGCAUUCCAUUUCCUACGAUUGCAUAUUUUCUGGCAUUGUUUUAACGCUUCUUGUCAUUCUACAAUUUGGUCUUCUGUCAGUUUCACAUUUGCACAAUAUGCUAGUGAUUUGUGCUGUAACAGUUGAUUAGAGUUAUGUAUCUUGACAAAAAGGCUCAAAACAUUUUAGCAAACAUUUUUCAUGGCUACAGAAAUAGCCUAAACCAGCAGAAUGCCCGCCAUUUUACCUACACACGUUUCAUUAGUAAAAAUGUAUAUGGCAUCACAUCAAGUGACAUCUGUAACUAUAUGCUGACAUUGACACAUCCCUGACAUAAUACUUUCUAUGUUAUUUUCCCCCCUUAGUUAGAUAAUUGAAAAAUAAAAGCUGCCUUGCAAGACUUGUAAUAUGAUCUUGUAAUAUGAUCUUUGUCACAUGGUAAAAGCGCAAGCUGUGAUCCCUUUGAAAUGUCAGAUGUAUAUGUCUUAGUGAAUAGUUAACUUGUCUGCUUGUUUUCACAGCUGUAAUAAUGAUCAAUAAAUUAAGUCUUAUAGUUGUC